This is a messenger RNA of Diaporthe amygdali, 996 nucleotides long. RefSeq lists its product as uncharacterized. The record is from RefSeq and is a predicted model, not a curated record. The coding region runs from base 1 to 996 and encodes 331 amino acids. Lineage: Eukaryota; Fungi; Ascomycota; Sordariomycetes; Diaporthales; Diaporthaceae. The transcript has a single exon.
AUGGUGGAAGAAUCGUUUUCCAAAUGCACUGAAAAUCGCGCUGAAAAGUCUGUGGCCAAGAAUAUCCCAGAAACCCCAGACACUGAAAUCAAUACGUAUGGCGAAAGCACGAGAGGAUUGGAAGCCAAGAAGAGUUCUAGGAGACAAUUGGCGAAGCAGAAAGGCGUCAGAAAUGAUCCACGUCCUUCGACAGAGACCUUAGUCAACAGACAUAAGUAUGAUGAGGGUCUGCGACGGGGCUUGCUCCAGGCUGCGAGAAGCAAUGAUCCUCUUCCGGAAUGGUUGCUUCGCCGGAAAUCCUAUGAUCGUGCGGGCGAGUUCUACGUCCGUCUGAAAGCAGAAUUAGUCGCCCCGGAGGAGCGUGAUCAGGCGAAAAUCACACGUCUGCUAGCUGAACUUCCUUCUUCACAGCAGCAAGGCACAAAUUACUACGACGACACCAAUGAGGCAAUACCCAGACAUGGCAUUGAUCAGGUCGAGGUGGCCGAUAGGGAGGUUAUCAACGAGGAACUAUUGGCCCGAGAGGUGAAGGGCGAUCGCGAAGUGUUUGAACCCUCGACGGAGUUGCAAUCAUACGCCGGAACACACUACAAGGCCCUGCGCAGAGGCCUACUCAAAGCUGCACACAAUGGCACUGUCCUUAGCGACUGGUUGAAGCUCCGCAACCCCUCCUCCCUGGGUGACUUUUGGGUUCGCUUGAAAGCGGAGCUGAUGGCUACCGAUCGUGAUCAAGCCAAGAUCAAGCGUAUGCUGGAUGAAUUCAGGGCUUCGGACCAGCGAAAUGCGGAUGCCACUCGCGAUAGACUCACUCUUGCUGAGGCAAUAGCGGAUGCAAACGAGAAAGACGAGGACGAUUCAGAGCAAGAGGGAUACCCUGGAAUGGACGAGGCAGAAACAAAAGUGCAAGGGCAACCAGACAUGGAUAUUGACGAGGAUGAGGACGACGACGUCUUUGUGCGUCGACCCAAGAGGCGUCAGCACCCGUUAGCUAGGUAA